Leucoraja erinaceus (little skate) is the source of this 6504-nucleotide messenger RNA. Its product is annotated as protein associated with UVRAG as autophagy enhancer-like. Gene Ontology annotation, biological process: autophagosome maturation; autophagosome-endosome fusion; autophagosome-lysosome fusion. Gene Ontology annotation, molecular function: phosphatidylinositol phosphate binding. NCBI's taxonomy places the organism in Eukaryota, Metazoa, Chordata, Chondrichthyes, Rajiformes, Rajidae. The record is from RefSeq and is a predicted model, not a curated record. The transcript has 16 exons. Gene Ontology annotation, cellular component: intracellular membrane-bounded organelle; autophagosome membrane. Bases 1452 to 3482 code for a protein of 676 amino acids.
AAGGGACAUGGGAAUUUAAAAAAACAGCAUGGGUUCUGGUCAGCCAGCGAGUUUAAGGAUGGUAGUGUGCAGAAUGCAUUGGAACCAUGGUCAACAGGAAUCUCUGUAUGCUUUUUGUUAGAUUCCUUGCCUAAGCUGCCUCCACUUGGCAAUCUGCUUGGUUCCAGUGGCUGUGACCUCAGGCCAAGGCCAAGGCAUCUGGUCUGGAUUCUACCACCAAGUCCAGACCAACCUCUCAGUCUUAGCUCCAUAAUGAUCUCCAUCAAGAGAACCCCCUCCACUUCGUGUUGAUGAUUUUCAAAGUAAAAUGAAUUUUGUUUUUAACUUCAUUGGCAAACUAUUACACUUAGACCUUUAUUUACUCAGAGUAGCAACAUGAUGAAAAUCCCACUGAGAAUUGAGUCUUUGAGUUGAUUGAAGGGAAUAAGAAAAAGGCAGGAAAGCUGCUGGAACAAGUUGCUCACCGUCUUGUUCUCCCACUGAAUAAGCUGCCAUUUAUAUUUCUGGUCAAUAUGUGGGUCUCUUCUUGCCCUUCAUUAUUGUAGGUUGCUUUGUCACUUUAAUUAUAUUUAGACUUCAAUAGCAAAUCUAUUAAAGGGUGCAGAAUGAUAAGCUGUUAGCAUGACACUUAGGAAUGCAUCUGUCUGGGCGUGAUUCAUAAAUAAAAUAUAUACAACCUGUUUUCCAUAUUUUGCAGCCCUGCACCUCUGGGUAUGAAAGAUACCUUUGGCAAACAGGAAAUAUGGACAUCAUUUUCUUUCUAUACUUGACUGUACCUACUCCCAUGCACCUAACUGUAUGUCUGCUUUGCACCUAAUUCCCCUGGAAUAAAGGGUAACUCAUCAUACAGCAUAGAAAUGGGCCUUUUGGCCCAUCAGGUCCAUACCAACUGUGACGUCUGUCUGCAUAAGGCCUGUAUUCCUCUACACUUUUCCUUUCCGCGUACUGUCCAAAUGCCUUUCAAAUGUUGUAAUUGUACCUGCCUCUACCACUCCCAGUGGAAGCUUGUUUCAGAAAACCACCACCCUCUGUGAAAAUUUACCAAUCACACCAUGAUAGCUUGUUUACACACUUGACGUGAUAGUUCUGAACACAUCCAACCUGCUUUUAGGUUACUCUGACAUAAUUCACUUUGACUGCUUUGCUGAAUCAUGGCAGCUGCUUUUUCUCUCUCUUUCUCUCCACCAGGUAAGGCUCAGUAAUGAGGAGCUGUGAUUUUUUUUUGUACCUUGAAGCUGCAGGCCAGAAUGGUGGUGAUGUGCAGGGACCUGCAGGGCUAACACCAUAAUUAAAAUAGGGCAGCACAGUGGUGCAUCUUUUAGAACUGCUGCCUCAGAGUGUCAGAUCCAUGUUCAAUCCUGACGUUUGGUAUUGUCUGGGUGAAGACGGCAUAUUCUCCCUGUGACCACGUGGGCUUCCUUUGGGUGCUCCAGUCUGUUUCUACCAAAGACAUGCAGCAGGUGAGAGAGAAUAACCUAUUGCCUGUGGCAAAGGCAGAGGAUGCCUCUUCAGGCUUUCAUAUGAACAACCUGAGUCCUUUGCCUCAGUUGCCAGGGUCAUUGACAUUAGCAGAUGAAUAUUCCAAACCAGCAGUUAUGGGCCAGACUGCAGUGAGCUCAGGACGGCACCCAAACAACCCCGCAUCGAUCAAAGAGAUCCUGAUCUCCGUGUUGGAAUCAUAUGAUGACUUCAAAAUACCCACAGAGAAAUGUAUACCUGAUGCAAGGCUUUCCUCACUGACUUUACUCCAAAGUGGAGAUGCAAAAAAGUUUUGGGACAGUGGGAAUGGAGUUGGUGAACAGCAGGAAGGCAUUGGUAUUCCAAUGACAACUUCCAAAUGCAACAACUAUUCAUUGUUUGCAUCGUCCGAGUUAUCCUCAAGUCAGGUCAUUUCCAACACCUUCAAUAAACUCAUCCUAUCUGCACAGUCUACAGCUGCCAGGCGUACAAACUUCACUGGGGUUCCACCCGUAAUUUACAACAGCGACCAGUCACAUCAACACUUCGAGUCUGAUGUGAACAUCUAUACAGACAAAGCACAGCAUUGUCAGAGUAAUAGACCAGAAAUGAUUGUAUACACAAGCUAUCUCUCUAAUCCAAGUUUCAGUGCCAGCAAAGCUCAGGAACGGGAGAACACUCACCUUAUUGUUGCAGAUUUGGUUAUUGCUACAUUAGAGAAUGUUAAAUGCAACAUCCUGUAUGAGCAAGCAGAACUGGGAGAAGAGGAAAAUCUUCCCGUUAUCCAGACAUCAGAUGUGAGAACUUAUAUUAAGAAGAAAUCUCAUUCUGACUCUGUAAACUCUGUGGACAGUGGUUUUGAAUGUGGUUCUGUUACUCAGUUGGAUGAUUCAUCUGAUGCUGGCUCCAAGGACAUUCAAAAUGGUGAUGAUGCUGCAGUUGGUGAUGAUGACGAUGGUUAUGAUGAUUUUGUGAUAAUAGAAUUUGAUGACAUUGUUUUUGGUUCUGACGGUCCAUUAAAGUCAAUAGAAAGGCACUGUCUAUAUCCUGAAUAUUUGGCUCGCCGCCUAUUUAAAUCAUUUCGGACAAUGUGGUUACCGCCAGAGAAUGAAGAACACCAUCUUGACGGCGUGGAAAUGGUGCUGGAUAAAUUUCUCCCUCUGAAGGACACUCCUGGUGCAGAAGAAUCUGUGGACCUGGCAGCAGACUUCAAAAUAAACUCUCGACUGAGGGGCACGGCUGAAUGGGCACCUCCUCGAUUCCAAAUUCUGUUCUUCAUCCAUUCACCUCAGAAGAGAGAAGUUGUUAUGGCUGCUCAGAAUUCUCUGUGUGCUGGCUGUGGAACACUAAUUGAGCCAAAAUACAUCAAAAAGCUCCGUUACUGUGAGUAUUUGGGAAAAUACUUCUGUGAAUGUUGCCACCACAACGAAGAAUCCCUGAUCCCUGGCCGAAUCCUAAUGAAGUGGGAUUUCAGCAAACAUCCAGUCUGCCAUUUCUCCAAACAGCUGUUGGAGAGCAUAUGGCACGAUCCCCUUUUCAACAUCUUUUAUAUCAACAACUCUCUUUACAGCAAAGUCAAGGAGCUGAGCAAAAGCAAAGGUAGCAGUAUGGAAGAACUUCAAGAACAGUUGAUACACAUCAAGAAACUACUAAGAACAUGUCGACUGGCUAAAAGUGCAGUGGUUGAAUUCUGGCGAUUACAAGCCCAUUUAUCUGAGGAGCUGCACUUGUAUUCGUUGAAUGAUUUGGUGAUGGUGAAAAAGUGCCUGCUGGUUCCAGGUCUGAAAGAUACUCUGAGAAAUGUCCUUUCUCAUGUAAAAACUUGCAAGAUCUGCAUGGCCAAGGCCUUCAUCUGUGUGAUUUGCAAGAGUAAAGACAUUAUUUUCCCCUUUCAGACAGAGCAAUGCAAACAAUGUUGUGUAUGCAAGGCUUGGUUUCAUAAAGAGUGCUUCAAAACAGAACAAUGUCCGAGGUGUACCAGGAUCUAUGCACAGAAGGAGCUCCUUCUUCUUUCCGAUAGAUAAUAUGCUGGACAUUGAGGUGAAAUCCUGUGGUAGUGAAUGAAUAUCAGUUUAAAAAAAGCCGCCUACGAUGCCAACUUCCAUGCUUUUUAAAAUAAACAAAACAACGGCGUCUGGAACGCCGCAAAUUUUGAAUUGUCUCACACAGAUGUACCUUCACCAUGGUUAUCUUGGUAAUCAUUCCUUGUACAUGGCAUACUUCAGUGCUCUGGGCAGGCUGUUAGUCAUUUAACUGGCCAUGUGAAUUAACUUCUUUAAGACUCUUUCCAGAACCUGAGGAUUUGGGCCUUCUAACUUUUGUGAAGUUGGGACUUUUACUUUGUGCUGAAGCUUUGGGACCCAUAACUGUGUAUAUGUACAUUAAAAAAAAAAAUUAAAAAAAUUACAUGACCAAUUGUUAGGGACACAUUUUUAUGCAGGUGUAUUUAAAUUCUAAAUUAGAUAUUCCAUUCUGCUGUUGCUUCCAAAUCAUUAUUUAUUCCAUGGCAAACCAUAAAGCAAUCCUAUAUAACAGCACUUUUUGGAGGGUGGGGGGAGAGAAAGAGAUGGGGAAAGAGGAAGGAGUUAAAUCACAAGUCAAUUUUCCAUUGCUCAAAUGUCCUUGAUUUUGCUGGAUGCUAAAUGUUGGCUUUUUGAUGACUGACUGGCUCUUUGCCCUGCUGCAUUACUUAUCUUAUUCCGGUUCUGCAGUCUUGGUCAUUAGGGUUCGGAAUUAAAUAUGUUUCUUUGGCACUAGCAGUACCAUAGACAUCACUAGCACUUAAAAUCUAAUUUGUUAACAUGAAAGAAAAAAGUUUAACCUUUUCAUUAUACUGUUAAUGAUUCAACUUGCAGGACAUGAUUUUUGUUGCAUAAUGUAUUUUGUUUUUGGCAUAUUGAUUGAAAAUGUAAAGUUUGAACAUGCAUUUUCCCCUGGACCCACUACAAAACAAAAUCUGGCUACCUGCUCAAAAGGGGAGAUGUAAACAUUUAUUAAAAAUUAAAACACUUCCAAUUCCAUCAACAUCGUAGGGAAUGGGAAUUCCAAAUUGAUGUUUUUCUUUCCUCUACCUGUCUAGGCUGUAGAAAUGUUGAUUGGAGGUGCUACAACUUUGGACUCUUACAUUUAAAAACAUUGUGUCUUGCUCAUUUAAAUUUCCAGUUUUCAGAAAUGCAAACUUUUUUAUCAAAACAUUUUUAUGGAAACAGCAACAUAAGUGCUAUAAAGUGCAAUUGCAUUUUAUAAUUCAAAGAUCUUGUGUAAAUAUCUACAAGAAUAUUUUUAAAGCAGAUAUUGUUGAUAAAAACGAGGCAAAGGUAAAAACCUGACACUUGUAUAGGUCUGACUAAGCUUUUUUUGCCUCAUGGCCUGUUGGUGAUAACAUCUAUACGAUCCAUCCCUUCAUUUAUUUGGUUUGAAAUGUUUCAAAUCUAAUGCUGGGAGGGGGUAGGAAAUGCAUCGCUCUUUCAAAUUUUUUGUUUAAGUUUCCUUGAAGUUCUGCUUUAUAAUCUUUAACUAUAAACAUUUAUGAAAUUGCUUUAUCCUCCAUUUUAAUGGGAACAUUUAAAUUGACUUGCUCAUUUAAAAUGGCAGAAUUGAGGAAUUUUAUUUGACCAUAUUAAAUGUUUGUAAAUUAAUAUUUGCACAGCAUAAUAUCAAGGAACUAUUUUAUCGUAAAGUACUUUGUCAUUGUUUUACUGUAACUUGUGCCUUUUACCCAAGUGGUUAUAAUGGCCCCACAGUAAGUGAAGCAUCUACAUUAUUAUUUUUCAAUUGUCAUUAUAUCAUUGUGCAUUCUAUAGAUUAUUUCAUUCCAUUAUCCAUAAAACAGUUCACAAAAUGUUUAUCCAAAUAUAUAAUGCAGUUCCAGCCAUCUCAUUAAAUAUGUCAAGCUUUUUGAUUAUUUGGAGAACUACAUAUCCAAUUUUACUUGAAACUUUGACCAUAUUUUGUGGAGUACUACUUCAAAACAUGGCCUGAUUUUUCUAAUUUGUUUUAAUGUGUACUGAGCUCCAAAUAAACACUUAUCCAUAGCAGUGGAUAGUUUGAUAUCAGCAUUAGAUUCAAAACAUUUCAAACCAAAUAAACGAAGGGAUGGAUCAUAUAGAUGCAUGGCUAUAGAUUUUAUCACCAACAGGCAAUGAGCUACUUUAAUGUCUCUUGUUAAAAUCUGAUUUGCUAGUUCCUUCCAAACUUGCAUUGGGACUCUAAUUGUUUGUGUAUUGUGUUUUAGUUGUUGGUUCAAUUGUGAUUUGUAAAGCAACUUGGUUUGAAGUAACAUCUCCCAAUUACUAGUUGGGUAGGAGGUAUUUAUUAACUCUUUUAAAUUGCAUUAGUCCAGAAAUUACCACAAAAUACUACUCUAGAAUUGCAGCCAACCAACUAAGGAUUGGUAUCUUCUGUCCAGAAAGCUGAUUACAAUGCAAAAUGGAGCCUUGAAAGCUGCUGUUUUCCUGUUUGUGGUCUUCUUGAACUGACCCGUGUUAAAUAACUGGGUAGCUUUAUGGAUGGGUGAAAUAAGACAUACCGAUUGAUCCAAGGGAGAAUGGGGUUACUUUCUCUUUUUCUGCUAUGCCUUCAUGCACUUUGUAGAGGAGGGAAUCAUAAAUUUAUUGAAGUUGGACACUUAUUUCUGGGAGGAAACUGACAGAUUCCUAUGAGAAAUAGAAAUUGGCAUGUAUUAACUGAAUGAAUCAUCUAUAAGCCUUGAUGUGGAGGUUAAGUUACUAUUGAUUGGUACAAUAUUUGAUAUCGCCACAAAUUUGUGGUUUGUUUGAGCGAGCUGUUGAUCUCGGUCCAACUAGUUAUAGAAUCGCUACAAAUGGAAAGGACCAUUGUCAUUAUCUUGUUACCUUUAUGAGAAACAUCUGUAUUUAAUGAGACUAGAUUUGGGAAGGGUUUGGUACUGUUUUGCAUAGUGGCUGAAUAACUUUCUCUAUUUGCCGCUACUGCUACCUAUCAUUUCAAAUCUCUUCUGAAGAGAUUAAUGGAAGCAUGCUCCUGGUAUUUGUCUCCUAACAAGUAUUUUGAACCAUUUUUUUGAUG